Molecule: messenger RNA, 1285 nt
Organism: Monopterus albus (swamp eel)
Lineage: Eukaryota; Metazoa; Chordata; Actinopteri; Synbranchiformes; Synbranchidae
Gene: lhfpl5a
Product: LHFPL tetraspan subfamily member 5a
Exons: 3
Coding region: 313-963 (216 amino acids)
Biological process (GO): detection of mechanical stimulus involved in sensory perception; sensory perception of sound
Cellular component (GO): plasma membrane
Source: RefSeq, a predicted model, not a curated record
ACAGUGAAAGAGGAAUAGUCUGGUGCCACCUGGGAAGCCUUGCACUUGUUACUCUGUAUGGAUCUUUUAACCAUUAAUCAUUCAAGAAGACCUCUGCCUCCCUUGAGAGGAAACGCUCCUCUAGCUGACUCAACAGGGGAGAAAUAUCAUCCACAGAUGAAACACACCGGUGAAAAACUUAAAAGAAGUCUAACUUCUGUGGGCCAGAGAAACACAGGUGUGUUCACUCAUUUUUGAUCACAGCUUGGUGGUAGCUUCACAGAAGAAAGAAAGCACAUUUUCCCACUUUCUGAACGGGGACAGUCUCUUGCCAUGCUCUCCGCUCAGGAAGCUGCUAAAAUCUACCACACCAACUACGUGCGUAACGCCCGAGCCGUGGGCGUAGUGUGGACGGUUUCCACCAUCACCUUCGCCGUCAUCACCGUGGUGGUGUUCAUCCAGCCCUACUGGAUUGGGGACAGCGUUAACACGCCGCAGGCCGGGUACUUCGGCCUCUUCCACUACUGCAUUGGCAACGCGCUCACCUCGGAGCUUAUUUGCAAAGGGAGCGCGCUGGACUUCGGCUCCAUCCCGUCCGGCGCCUUCAAGACUGCUAUGUUCUUCGUGGGCAUAUCCAUGCUGCUGGUGGUAGGAUGUAUCGUCUGCUUCAGCCUCUUCUUCUUCUGUAACGCGGGGAGCGUGUACAAGAUCUGCGCCUGGAUGCAGCUGGCCUCUAGUACGUGCAUGGUGAUUGGCUGUAUGAUCUAUCCUGAUGGCUGGGAUUCAGAUGAGGUGAAGCGCAUGUGUGGCCAGCGAACUGACAAAUACACCCUGGGUAACUGCACGGUGCGCUGGGCCUACAUCUUAGCCAUCAUCAGCAUCAUGGACUCACUCGUCCUCUCCUUUCUGGCCUUCAGCCUAGGCAACCGGCAGGACAAGCUGCUGCCCGAGGACUUCCAGGUGGAGGGGAAAGAUAAUGCAUAGACAUCCUGUGGACAACAGUGAACAGAGAUGGACAGGAACUGAAGAAGAGUACUGCUAACUUGGGGGAUUCAAAUGUAUUCCAAGGCUCCAGGACAGUUCAUGAAAAUACAAAGUACGAGUUCAUAUUGGUCUCAAAAUUAACAACUUAACAUAUGUUGAAAUCAGAGUCACUGCCCAUCUACAGCUUCUACCUUACAGGUGUAGCCUUCUGCAAUAAAUGCUGUUUUACAUAAAUAUGUCAACUAAACUCUUCAGGAUUUUCACAAAGAAUUAUAAAUGUAAAGCUGCUCAUUAACUUACAAGUUUCAACAAUAUUAAACGA